Molecule: messenger RNA, 399 nt
Organism: Aspergillus niger
Lineage: Eukaryota; Fungi; Ascomycota; Eurotiomycetes; Eurotiales; Aspergillaceae
Exons: 2
Coding region: 1-399 (132 amino acids)
Source: RefSeq, a predicted model, not a curated record
AUGGCGGGUACCAGCCGCCACCAGACGAGGGCUGAAGUAAAGAUUGGCAAAUAUGAUACACUGAGAGAAAAGGGAGGAAGGGCACAGAGCGGGUGCCAUAACGUUCUUGUCGGGGAGGACGCGGUGGUGGUGGUUGGUGGUGCACUACGGCCGACGGGAGGGAAUUGCAAUCCCAUGACGAACCACGUAGAGAGCUGUGCCCCUCGACAUAUGAUAGAUAUGCUGUCGGACUCCCAGUUUGGAUCUUCUUCCAGACCGGAGAAAAGCAAAGUUGAUCAAUAUCCAUUUCCUAGCUCCGACUGGGGAUCCCUUUAUCCCCGCAAAUCACUUCACUUUGUGAAACUGUAUGUUACAAAUGACGGCACUGCUGGCCAUGGGCCUCGGAUAGGAGUACUUUAA